Panicum virgatum (switchgrass) is the source of this 1146-nucleotide messenger RNA. Its product is annotated as temperature-induced lipocalin-1-like. The record is from RefSeq and is a predicted model, not a curated record. NCBI's taxonomy places the organism in Eukaryota, Viridiplantae, Streptophyta, Magnoliopsida, Poales, Poaceae. The transcript is spliced from 2 exons. Bases 250 to 843 code for a protein of 197 amino acids.
CCACGUCGUUCUCCUAGCACCUGCACCUUAUCCUCUUCUUGCUCCCCUCCUCUCUCUCUCUCUCUCUAGCCGAGCGAGCAACCAGCCCCAAAAACCCCUCCCCGAGAUCAUCACAUUCUAUAUAUCCAUCAGCAGCUCACCGCAUUCGCAUCAUCACCUGCAACGAGCAAUCAAUCCCCAGAUUUUCACCGACGGAACACAGGCAAGGCCGUGACUAGCAGCCCAUCGACCGGCGACCAGCAGCUAGCAAUGGCGGCGGCAGCGGCGGAGGGGACGGCGAAGAAGAGCGGCGGCGAGAUGACGGUGGUGCGCGGGCUGGACGUGGCGCGGUACAUGGGGCGCUGGUACGAGAUCGCGUCGGUCCCGUCCUUCUUCCAGCCCCGGGACGGCCGGAACACGCGCGCCACGUACGCGCUGCAGGAGGACGGCGCGACGGUGGACGUGCUCAACGAGACGUGGAGCAAGGGUAAGCGCGACUACAUCGAGGGGACGGCGUACAAGGCCGACCCCGCCAGCGACGAGGCCAAGCUCAAGGUCAAGUUCUACCUCCCGCCCUUCCUCCCAAUCAUCCCCGUCGUCGGCGACUACUGGGUGCUCUACGUCGACGACGACUACCAGUACGCGAUCGUCGGCGAGCCGCGCCGCAAGAACCUCUGGAUCCUGUGCAGGAAGACGAGCAUCGACGAGGAGGUGUACAACCAGCUGGUGGAGCGGGCCAGGGAGGAAGGCUACGACGUGAGCAAGCUGCACAGGACGCCGCAGGACGACCCGCCGCCGGAGAGCGACGCCGCGCCCACCGACACCAAGGGGGUCUGGUGGUUCAAGUCGCUCUUCGGCAAAUGAUCGUCCAUCACAUUGCUGCGCUUGCUUGCUGCUUGUUGCUUGCUAGCUAGCUAGUACACUAGUGAAUCUAUCUGCUAUAAUCCGUGCCGCGCGCGGCGAAUAAAAUUGGAUUGCUGCUGAAUUCUUCUCCGUCUGCUGUUAGUAUACCUAUGUAUGUUCUUGUUGCGUUAUACAUGUGCUUGGAAUUUGGAGGAAUCGAUGGAGUAAAUUAGACUGUACGUCUUAUUAGUUGUUUUAUUAUUUCUAUGUAUAUAAAUUUACUAUGUAAACUAGACAUAAUAUAUAUCUAGAUGGGUGCUGAAA